AUGGAAGAUACUUCAGUAGCCGCUGAUGUCCCAAGCACUGAGGACUUGAGUGUACUACAAGCACAGGUCAGAGAGUUCCUACAGGCUACAAACGACGAGAAUGAAUAUGAUUACGACGACGAUCAGAAUGACGAUGAACUACUCGAUGACAGUUUCAACGCUGACCAUGGUGGUGUUUCUGAUGAAGACGAUGGACAAUUGACUAAUAACAACAACAACAGCAGCAACAACAAUAACAAUCACGAAGUGGACACACCGACUGCUGCUGGCGCUUCUUCAUCUUCUUUCGAAUCGGUUGCACCAGGUCAGAAAACACUGAAGCGAAAUCGUAGGAAAUUCGCUAUGCCUGCCAACGGAUCGGACUCGGCGUUGGAUCAUCACUCCAACUAUCAUCCGGUUUCACCAUCGUCGACACUGACAACCACAACCAGUGGAAACAAUCACCAUCCAACAUUCUCACCGAUUGGAUCAUCGUCGGUCGGCAACCUUUCACCAUCGCCCAACAAAACAGCGACACCAACAUCCUACCCUGCUUCACCCUCGAUCUCUCCCAAUCAAUCAUUAUCGCCAGCAUCAUACAACAGUAAGCCAACAGUUAGUUUUAGCAGUUUAUUAUAUUCACCAAACUCCAGAAACGAUGAAGCACCACCAACUCUAGGUAAAUUUCAAUUAUUACAUCAUAUUGGAAAUGGAUAUUUUGGAAAUACAUUUUCAGCGGCAUCACCAGAUUCCAGUGAGUAUGUGGUGGUGAAGCUGAUCGAUUUGAAUCGUGUGACAGUCACCAAUCAGAAUAUAAUGAGACAGGAAUUUGAGAUAUUGAAAUCAUUAUCGAAUCAAUCGGUGGUGAAUUAUCAGACGAUGAUUGUCGAUCACAAUCAUCUCGGAAUCGUACAGGAGUUUGUUGAGAAUGGAUCACUCUCUGAUAUUUAUAAGCGAUUGGGUGCAUUCCCAGAGUCGUUACUCGUCAAUCCACCAUUCGGUAAAUAUUCAGCGAUGGAAGCACUCGUGCAUAUCAUCGACGACCGCGUUCCAGUGCACAUUCCCGACGACGCUUCACCAGAGUUACAAUCAUUCCUCCACCUUUGUUUUAUUAGAAAUGCAGCGUCUCGUUCGUCGUCCGAGCAACUGCUGAAACAUCCAUGGCUAGGAUUCACUGGUGUACAAGACGCCGUUGCCUUUUCUGCGCUCCUCAAUCAGCCACCCAUGAAAUUCCAACAGAACACCAGAGAAUCCGCUGGAAAACCACGAUCGGAAAACUUCUCAAUCGACUUUCUCUCGCAGAUGGAGAGCAACGAGCAUGAUAUAUCGCAGCUGAAUCCGGUGCCGCAUCAAUCCAGCGCUGACUGGGCAGCUAUGCAGCCACGCCACUAUAGUAGCAUCGACAAAACGCUACCGCCAGCCAAACAAAUUGAACAGCUACAUCAGAUGAUCGAUUACAAUUUGGAACAAACGCGUCAGUUGAAAGAAAUAUCGUUUGACAAUUUGCUGAAUCCAACACUAGCUGCACCGGUAACCUAUCAAAUCGGUUCGAAACUCUGGAAGAAAGGACAAGAGAAGAAAGCGUUGGGCACUCUCAAAGACAAUUUUAUUUUCUUUUUCAAAAACGACAAAUCCAAAGAGCCACUCGACGUCGUCUAUCUGAACGAUAAGAAAUCGAUCUCAGUAUCGAGUUCACAGGAUUCCACCAAGAAGAAAACAUUUUACAUUUGUAUUGGCACACUUAUAACCUCGGGCGAACACGACGCCGAGUCUGGUAACGCAAACGGUGGUAGUGGAUCCAACGGAAACGGUAGUGGCAGUGGUUCAGGUAAUGCCGCCAACUCUAUCAAUAGCUCAUCGAAAGAUCUCAUCUCUUCGAUGCCAACACUGCUCUGGUGUCUACUUGGUUUCGAUAACCAAAAAGACAUGGAGGCAUGGCUCGGUGUUCUGGAGGCAUCGGUAUCGUGGUACGAGCGUAAACCCAACGAAAUUUCCAAGCCAAUCCUCGAAAAGAAACACACCAAGCAAAAGAGUGUCGAUCGUGCCAAAGAAGAGUCGAUGUCAUCCACCUGGAAGAAGGAGAGUGGCGGUAUGAAAUUCCCAGGAGUGUUUGGCAUCAAGUUGGACGAUGUAAUGGCACGAGAGAAUCCAAAUGCAGAGAUUCCUUCGUUUGUAACGAAAAUGGUAAAUUUCCUCGAGCGACACAUUCAGGAGGAAGGAAUUCUCCGUAUCUCUGGCAGUUCCACAGAGAUUCAGGAGAUGAAAGCAAUACUCGACAAAGGUUCCAACGUUGAAUAUCCAGCAUCGCGUGACACCCAUGCAGUGGCUGGAUUACUCAAACUAUAUCUAAGAGAACUUCCAGAUUUACUAGUACCAACAAGUUUAAGAAUUGUAUCUGCUGAAAUUAUUGCUGAUAGAACAAUGUCAGAGGAUGAAAAAAUCAGUUCAGUUGUAGAGUUAUUCAAACAAAUUCCAAAGAAUGAACAUAAUUUAUUGAAACACAUGAUAAGAUUUGCAAAGAGAGUGACAGAGCAGAGCGAUCACAACAAGAUGGUUUUAGCAAAUGUGACAACAUGCUUUGCACAAUCACUGAAAGGAUUGAUUCCUGGACUAUUCACUUUUUGUGUACAGCAUUACGAGCAAAUCUUUGUUAGUGCACCACCAACAUCACCCAUAAAAUCAUCUUUUAAUAGAUUAGCAAGUAACAGUCCAAUGAAUGAAUUUGAUUAUAAAAAUAAUAAUGUACAUUAUUUGAAAUAA
This is a messenger RNA of Heterostelium album PN500, 2739 nucleotides long. Its product is annotated as putative protein serine/threonine kinase. The transcript is spliced from 7 exons. Gene Ontology annotation, biological process: regulation of GTPase activity; signal transduction; protein phosphorylation. Gene Ontology annotation, cellular component: cytoplasm. Bases 1 to 2739 code for a protein of 912 amino acids. The record is from RefSeq and is a predicted model, not a curated record. Gene Ontology annotation, molecular function: protein kinase activity; ATP binding. Lineage: Eukaryota; Evosea; Eumycetozoa; Acytosteliales; Acytosteliaceae.